Ramularia collo-cygni is the source of this 477-nucleotide messenger RNA. RefSeq lists its product as uncharacterized. The record is from RefSeq and is a predicted model, not a curated record. Lineage: Eukaryota; Fungi; Ascomycota; Dothideomycetes; Mycosphaerellales; Mycosphaerellaceae. The transcript has 2 exons. Bases 1 to 477 code for a protein of 158 amino acids.
AUGACGACUCUUCAGCUUCGCGCGCAUCUCGAGGCUCUGCCAAAGGAAUUGUACGAUGAAAUCUACGAGCUUACCUUCACCCCGCCGACCGGCACCACCAUUCAUAUCGAGCAUUCGCCUUUCAAUGACGGAAUGUUCUAUGACUGCGCGGUGCCAUAUGCCGAGUUCCCGCUGAAACUCCUGCAGGUCAGCAGGGCCACCAGAAUGAAAGUCGCCACCUUACACUUCUCCCGCAACAUCUUCAUUGUGCGAAGGUAUUCGCUGCUCUACACGUGGCUCAAAUACAGAUUACCGUCGGACCAUCGGUUGCUGUUACGGGAUGUUCGAUGUAGAGCGCCUGUUCGACGCGACCCCUCGUCCCCUUUUCCAGAAGAGGAGAUUCAAGCGGGAUUUGUGAGAUUCAUGUUUGACGACAUGAGGGACACCAGGUUUACUUUCGGUUAUGUCGAGCCUGUCGAUGCUGAAGGAGCAAGGUAA